Messenger RNA from Phytophthora sojae, 699 nucleotides. RefSeq lists its product as hypothetical. Lineage: Eukaryota; Oomycota; Peronosporomycetes; Peronosporales; Peronosporaceae. Bases 1 to 699 code for a protein of 232 amino acids. The transcript has a single exon. The record is from RefSeq and is a predicted model, not a curated record.
AUGAAAAACGAUCAAGACGGAAGUCGGCCUCGCGAUCCCAGGCAUGGGUACGCAAAUCCAACCAUGCCCGAAAUCUGCCCGGUAUUAGGACGUGGAGUGUAUUUCGCUGUUUUUGGUUUCGCUCGCGAUGGAAAACGUUUCCCUGGUGGUAAUCAGUACAGUCGAUUUCUCAAAGUAUUGAAGUCUGUGCUUAGUGGAGAACUGAUGCAGCGAACGUUAGUGGUCGGUCGGUAUGUUGCGGGCCUUCCAUUUGAUUCUCCAAAAUUUGCAGCGUUACCUCCAUUUUUCGAUGUGCAAAGUGAUCAAGAAGCUGAUAGACUGGAACUACGGCAGCGCAUUGAUGUCGCCAUGAAAGCCGUUUUUCCCGGUGUUCCAGCCAGUCUGCGGAUGAUCUGUCAAUUUGGUCUGGCGUCAAUACUGUUCCACAAGUCGUUCUUGCAGCAGUCACUGCCUACGAAUCAGUUGCUGUUUGCUACUCCGCUAUUCAGCACGCGUAAUGAAGCGCAAUUUGAGUGGCUGCGGCGUCGUGUAGUUUGUCGAAACUUUCAAGAGCACGAUCCUAUCAGUCCUUCGGGCAUUCCGCCACACAUGGGGAUAAUGGUCGCGCUUACAGACUACAAGGAAUUGAUGGGAUUAAAGAAGGACUGGUUGUUGAUUUUGAGAAAGCUCUCAAACAGCACAUUAACGGAUCAGUUAUGA